Gastrolobium bilobum is the source of this 1568-nucleotide messenger RNA. RefSeq names its product TBC domain-containing protein C1952.17c-like. The coding region runs from base 117 to 1508 and encodes 463 amino acids. The record is from RefSeq and is a predicted model, not a curated record. Gene Ontology annotation, molecular function: GTPase activator activity. The transcript has 9 exons. Lineage: Eukaryota; Viridiplantae; Streptophyta; Magnoliopsida; Fabales; Fabaceae. Gene Ontology annotation, biological process: intracellular protein transport; activation of GTPase activity.
GUCAUGGAGGAGCUGAACCAGAACCCACUAUUCCUCUCUCGCCCUUCCAAUUUCCACUUCCUAUCGUUUCAACUCGGCCGAUUCCUCUCAGUAUACUCGGUCUCAACUCACCCGCCAUGCUCAAAGGCAAGCUCAAGCUUCCCGUUCCUGACAAGGCUCGAAGGGUCUUCCCCGACCGGCUCGGCAGCUUGGUCGCCGGAGUUGAUGAAAAGGGAAAUGAAAUCGGAGGAUCCGAAUCCGGCGAAGAGCUGGAGCCCAUUCAACCCGGCGCAUUAGGGUUUCUCAGAGAGAGUGAUGAUGGCGACGAAGCUAUCGGUGAUGAUGAUGACGAUGACGAUGACAUGGACCAAAAAAUCCGACAGAGACCGAAUAAAGAUGCUGUCACCCCUGUUUCGUUGUUGAAAUCCAUUUCGGUGGAGGAGAAAAGAUCGGAUCUUGAAUACGAGCUUUCUCAAAAGGAGAUUAAUUUGGAAAAGUUACAAAGAAUUGCAAGCACUGGUAUUCCCAAUGGAGGAGGUUUGCGUGCAACGGCUUGGAAGCUACUCUUGGGUUACUUACCUUCAUCUCAUGACUUGUGGGAGAAGCAAUUACAAGAAAAUAGACAAAAAUAUGCUAAUCUGAAAGAGGAGCUUCUACUGAAUCCGUCAGAACAUAUCUGGAAGGAAUAUGAAGAAUUAAGUUCCGCUAAGCAGCACGAGGACAGUGAUGUUGAUGGUCCCCUUAGGCGGCAUGAAAUUUCUCAGGAAGAUCACCCUUUGAGCCUUGGUAAGGCAAGUCUUUGGAGUAAAUAUUUUCAGCAGCAUACAGAGAUAGUAGAGCAGAUAGAUCGAGAUCUACAGCGUACACAUCCAGAUAUGCCAUUCUUUUCAGGAGAGUCAUCAUUAAGUCGGAAAAACAGGGAAGCAAUGAAGAAUAUCCUCCUUCUUUUUGCAAAGUCAAAUCCUGCAAUUUGUUACGUGCAAGGCAUGAACGAGGUCUUGGCACCAAUAUACUAUGUAUUUAGUACUGACACUGACAAGCAAAAUGCUGUGAAUGCAGAAGCAGAUAGUUUUUCUUGUUUUGUUCGAAUCUUAGGUGAUUCAGUGGAUCAUUUCUGUGAACAAUUGGAUAAUAGUUCAAGUGGCAUCCUUUCUACUCUUUCACGUUUGUCAGAUUUGCUAAAAGUAAAUGAUGAGCAAUUAUGGCAUCAUCUUGAAUUUACAACAAAGGUUAAACCACAAUUCUAUGCUUUCCGGUGGAUUACACUGCUACUCACACAAGAGUUCAAAUUUGAGACUAUCUUGAGAAUAUGGGAUACACUUCUAAGUAAUCCUUUUGGUGUUCAGGAUAUGCUUCUUCGGAUCUGUUGUGCAAUGCUACUUUGCGUGAAAAGCAGACUCCUAAGUGGUGAUUUUGUGGCUAAUUUAAAGCUCUUACAACACUAUCCUGAUGAUAUCAACGUAGAAUACCUCCUCCAGGUAGCUCAGGACAUUAGUCCUGACACAUCUUCAUAUUAUUUAUCCCUUUGAUUUAUUACGCAUGCAGAGUUUUUGUAUAAUUUCAUCAUGUUAUCAUCAUACUUGGAAAAU